AUGCCACAAUUUAGAGCUUUAGCAGUUGAAAGAGUUGAACAAGCACAGAAAAAAGAACUCUUUAUUAUUCACAGAGUAUUACCAAAAGAAGUUUAUAAGCUUCAUAUAUAUCAUCAAGAGAAAGAUCAUUAA
This is a messenger RNA of Cetraspora pellucida, 132 nucleotides long. The record is from the annotation of a GenBank genome assembly. Lineage: Eukaryota; Fungi; Glomeromycota; Glomeromycetes; Diversisporales; Gigasporaceae.